AUGAUGAAGACCAGCCUUUUACGGCAGGCGGCCGCGGCCCGCGUCGCUCUCGCCGUCCGCCCGGCGCAGGCUGCAUUCAGGGUUUCAUCAACUGCCCUCCCCUUCUCACGCUCCUCCCCCAACUCUCCCGCCGUCUACCGCCCAGCCAGCUCGCUGCUCCGGUUUUACUCGAGCGAAUCCGCCGCCCCGGCGACCACCGAUGGCGCCCGUCCGGGUCGCAUCACUCGUUUCGCAGACCUCCCGCAGAUCGGCGUUCAUGAGCGACUCGUUGCUUCCCUCACCCGGGGCAUGAAGUAUGAAACCAUGACGGAAGUCCAAUCCUCGACCAUUAAUGCUGCGCUUGCUGGGAGAGAUGUGCGAAAACCGGUACCGGAAAGACCCUGGCUUUUCUCGUCCCCAUCGUCCAAAGGAUCAUCGACAACGACGUUGCGCUCGCAAUGCCGCGCGGCGGCAGGGCUCGCUCUGACGACAUUCGCGCCAUUGUCGUCUCGCCUACCCGUGAGCUUGCCGAACAGAUUGGCGUCGAGGCAAAGAAGCUUUGCCAGGGAACUGGGCGUCGUUGUUCAGAUCGCUGUUGGCGGAACCCAGAAGAACAUGAUGCUUCGCAAAACACGCAUGGAGGGUUGCCACUUGAUGAUCGCCACUCCAGGGCGCUUGCACGAUCUCCUCUCGGACCGGUCCGCCGGAAUCGCAGCUCUCAACCUUGCGGCCCUUGUACUAGACGAGGCGGACCGUAUGUUGGAUGUUGGAUUCAAGGCCGAACUGGAAAGCAUCACCGAGUUCCUGCCGCGUCGCGACGAGGUGCCCCGCCAAACCCUCCUGUACUCCGCCACGCUUCCCAAGAAUGUGGUCAACAUUGCUCGGCAAUUCAUUAACCCGACCAACUUCGAGUUUGUUCAGACCGUCAAGUCGGACGAAGCACCGACCCACGAGAGAGUGCCACAGUUUAUCGUUCCUUGCCGCGGCUUCGAGAAUAUCGGUCCUACUCUGCUGGAGCUGACGCGCCGCGAAAUCCAGAAGUCCCUCUCAGACCCCGAAAGAAUGCCCUUCAAGGCCAUUGUUUUCCUACCCACCACCGCCUCGGUCAUGUGCUACUCCCGGCUCUUCCGCGGACUCAGGACCAAGGACCGCUCGAUCCCCAGAGUCUACGACAUCCAUUCCAAGCUGCCGCAAAACAUGCGGACUCGGGCCGCCGAAGAUUUCAGGGCCUUGACGUCGGGUAUCCUCUUUUCUUCGGACGUUUCAGCCAGAGGCAUGGACUUCCCCAACGUGACCCACGUCAUCCAGAUCCAUCUCCCCCAGGACCGCGACCUCUACAUUCAUCGGAUCGGACGUACCGGCCGCGCUGGCAAGCAGGGCGAGGCCUAUCUCCUGGCAUCGGAUCUUGAGAUUCCCGGUGCGAGGGAUCGACUUCCGGGCCUACCCAUCCAGCGAUGCACUGACCUUGAAACCGCCUCGCUCGACGUGUCCAAGAUUCACCCGCUUCCCGCCGUCUUCACGGAUCUGAAGGAGGCUGCCCAAACCGUCCCCGAGGACAUCCUGAGGGAAGCCUACACCUCACUCCUCGGACAUGCCAUCAAAGACGUCAACCGCCAAGACCUUGUCAACGAAGUCAACAACUUGUCCAAGUAUACUUGGGGUCAGUAUGAGCCCCCGAUGGUUUCGCACAGGUUCGCUGCCCAGUUGGGCGGUGGCCGUGUCAGGGGGUUGCGAAUUGGCGACGUCAUCCCUCAACGGAGUUCCGGUGGCCGUGGUGGUGGCCGCGAUGGUGGUUUCGGUAGUUUCGGUGCCCGCAGUGGCGGCGGCUUCCGUGGUGGCCGCGAAAGCAGACCGCCUCCGCGUGAUGGGUUCGAGAUGAUGGAACGGCUCGCCAAUGAUGGCUCGCGUCAGCGGAGUAGGAAUCGUCCUCAGCCAUCCUUCUAA
Molecule: messenger RNA, 1923 nt
Organism: Chaetomium globosum CBS 148.51
Lineage: Eukaryota; Fungi; Ascomycota; Sordariomycetes; Sordariales; Chaetomiaceae
Exons: 2
Coding region: 1-1923 (640 amino acids)
Cellular component (GO): mitochondrion
Molecular function (GO): nucleic acid binding; ATP binding
Source: RefSeq, a predicted model, not a curated record